UGCGAAUCAGUGGAUCUCUCGGAGAAGAGAUGCAACGAUUUGAAUACAAUUACAAGUCUUAUCAAGUCAUUUCUUCGACAACUACCGAUUCCUCUCAUCACCUACGAGGCCUAUCCUGAACUCAUCGACAUUGCCCAUUGCUUGCAUGAUGGCUUACCGGCCCACUGUUGCAUUCUUGAAGGCGAUGAACAACUCUCGGAGGAGCAGAAGCACGACUUUCUCAAGGGUUGCAUCCAACGGCUUCCAUUGGCCCACUACUAUUGCCUCCGGUACCUGAUGGGCCACUUGAACAGGGUUGCAGAGCACCAACACACAAACAUGAUGUCGUCGGAAAAUCUGGCUAUCGUGUUCGCACCAAGUCUGAUGAGCUCCUCCUACACGGAUCCGCUGAGUUGCCUAGCUGGGGCCAAAUUUGAGCAGGCAGUGGUUAAUCGAUUGAUCACAGACUUUCCAACAAUUUUCGACGGUGACGAUUGUGUACCCAGUGCGCCUCUCUCUUCCUCUGCCUCUACUACCACCUCUCGCUCGACCACCGCCUCCUUGCGCUGA
This is a messenger RNA of Hydatigera taeniaeformis, 549 nucleotides long. Lineage: Eukaryota; Metazoa; Platyhelminthes; Cestoda; Cyclophyllidea; Taeniidae. The record is from the annotation of a GenBank genome assembly.